Messenger RNA from Erpetoichthys calabaricus (reedfish), 1381 nucleotides. RefSeq names its product small integral membrane protein 13 (gene smim13). The record is from RefSeq and is a predicted model, not a curated record. Lineage: Eukaryota; Metazoa; Chordata; Cladistia; Polypteriformes; Polypteridae. Bases 310 to 576 code for a protein of 88 amino acids. The transcript has 2 exons.
UUCUUGUUUUACGGUUUCUCUUAUUGUAUACGGUGGAGUGUGUGUGUGUGUUUAUGGUCUGUAGAUGUAGUGUACAUUUUUUAUUUAGUCUUGAAGUAAGUAGCAUUAGUUUGACGUCAUAUGUAGGUGUUUACUGUCUACAGUUGCGGUAAUAGCUGGUACUGCUGUAUGUAUGGUUUACAGAUCCUGACACCUCCUAAAUUAUGUAUACUGACUGUUGCCACCUUCAGUAGACGUCCGUUUUGGAGCAGCGUCCCCAAUGGGCCUGCAACUUAAACUUCAGUGAAGACAGCAAGCGGACGGCAAAGAAUGUGGCAGAGCGUUGGGCUCACCCUGCUGGUCAUCGUCGCCACCCUCGCGUGUGUCCUGCUCUUUAUGUUGUUUGGAUGGUAUGUUGUGUGGCAGUUGUUCCUGUCAAAAUUCAAAUUUCUGCGGGAGCUAUUGGGGGAUACGGGGUCCCAGCAUGGUGAUAUUGAAGAGUCAGAAAAAGAUACUGAAAGAGAGAUGCUAUCCACACCCCGUCACCGGCCGAAGAGUGCACGGCAGCGCAAACUACUAACUGAGGAGACGACUUAAAAGGUCCCAGGCAGCCUGGUGUUGCUUUUUGAGUUGACUGAACUCUGGGAGCUCAUCUUACAUUUACGAUGGUAUUUGAGAUAGCUAACUUUGUAUUCACUGCUGCUUUAUUGUAAAAUACUGUAUCCAGGUACCACCUAUGUCUGUCGGUAACAUCACAUGCUGCUACUUGCACAUGGAUAUCAUAAAAUGUUAUAUUUGGGUUCGUCCCAAAUACAGAUUCAUAUUGUGCUUGCCAAAACUGAAAUUACAGUCUUUUAGUUGUAGAAUGACACUCGACAACCAGGGCCAUCUUGGUUUCAUCUGACAUAUUAUGGUUCAUUUUGAGAUGGACACCCAGAAGGUCACGCUCUUGCUUACUAGAAUCGGUUAUGUUUUGUCUUGUAAAUGGAGGCACUUUCAGCCAAAUGGAUGUGUUCUUAGAGGCAACAACUCCUGAUGUUUCCUCAAUGGGUGCAGUGAGAAACCAACCAGGUGGUUGACUUUUUGGCCAUUACACUCUUACUUGCAUGGCUUGAGGAGCGCUGCUGUUUAUAUACUCAUAAAUAUAUUUAAAGAAAAGUAAAAUAAAUACUGGACUUUGUGGUUGAGCAGGAUUGUGAAAUACAUGUCAUGUUGCACAUUAAUAGUUUUAUUCCCCUUUUUGUGUGGACCUCUAUGUAUAGUUGAUUUUAUUGUGAAUUUGGUUUUUAAUACAAUCUUAUAACACAGUCUUCAGGAACACCAUACACUGUUUAGUUUAUAUAUGUAUUUCACAAUUUUUACCAUAGCUGUUGUCCUUAAUAAUAAAUAUAUUUUAAAGCAA